Molecule: messenger RNA, 1446 nt
Organism: Monodelphis domestica (gray short-tailed opossum)
Lineage: Eukaryota; Metazoa; Chordata; Mammalia; Didelphimorphia; Didelphidae
Source: RefSeq, a predicted model, not a curated record
AUGGCGGAAGGAAAAAAGGCUGGACCAGAGGUGAGCUGGGGGAGCAGGGGGGAUGACUUCACCGUCAGUUGCUCAGGAUUUGACCACCGAGGUGUGGAUCCUGCUGUCUUUGCCUCUGUGAUGGUCAGAAAGGAUUUUCGCCCAGUUCUCAACUACAGUGUCCCAACCCAGGUCAACAUCUCCUUCACCUUGUCCGCCAUCUUGGAUGUGGAUGAGCAGCUCCAACUCCUGACAUCAUUCCUUUGGCUGGACAUGGUCUGGGACAACUUCUUCAUCAGCUGGAAUCCCGAAGAGUGUGGGGGCAUUCAGAGAAUCUCUAUGACAACUCAAAACCUGUGGCUCCCAGAUAUCUUCAUCAUCGAGUCCAUAGAAGUGGAUCAGACUCCAACAGGUCUCUCUGCAUAUGUGAGCAAUGAAGGUCGCAUCCAGUAUAAAAAGCCAAUGAAGGUGACCACCAUCUGUAACCUGGACAUCUUCCGCUUCCCGUUUGACAGGCAGAAUUGCACUCUGACCUUUAGCUCCUUUCUCUACACAGUGGACGACAUGUUGUUGGGCAUGGAAAAGGAACUGUGGGAGAUUGUAGACACAUCACGCAAUCUUAUCAAGACCCAAGGGGAGUGGGAACUCCUGGCCAUCAACAAAGCAACCCCAAAGUUGGCAGUGGGGUCCAGCCUUUAUGACCAGAUCAUGUUUCAUGUGGCCAUCAGGCGUCGACCUGGCCUGUAUGUGAUAAACCUGCUUUUGCCCAGUGGAUUUCUGAUUGCAAUCGAUGCCCUGAGCUUCCUUCUGCCAGCGGAGAGUGGCCACCGAGCCCCUUUCAAGAUGACCCUGCUCCUGGGAUACACCGUCUUCCUGCUCAUGAUGAACGAUUUACUGCCAGCCAGUGGCGUCCCACUGAUAAGUGUAUACUUUGCUCUGUGUCUGACGCUGAUGGUGGUCAGCCUGCUGGAGUCCAUCCUCAUCACCUCUCUCUUGCACGUGGUCUCUACCCAACCCCGUCCCAUGCCCCACUGGCUCCGUUCCUUUGUGUUGAGAUCUAGCAGAGUGACAGAAUGCUGCAACCAGAGGCCCCAGGAAGAGAGCGAGGGUCACGGACCCAAGCCCAUCCGUCUGCCCCGUAAGUGGCCUCAUGGACUAUCCCCUCGCCCCAAAAUUCUACAACCCGUCACCGGACUGUUCCCGGCGCUGCUGUCCUUGUUCACCUUUGUCUGUGCCCCUCUCCUUGCUGCAGACCUAAAGGACCCAGAGCCAAUGGCGGGAUGGGAGCCGAGCCCAGGCAAGACAGAGCCAAAGGGAGACCCACAGUCUGACCAGCGGAUCCAGGAGCCUCAGGUCGCCGGCUCGUGGGUGAAGUUCAGCCUUGCUCUGGACACAUUUCUAUGUUGGCUUUAUCUGCUGUUCAUGAGCUCCUCCCUCAUCACAGUCAUCGUUCUCUGGAAUGCCUAG